Molecule: messenger RNA, 1543 nt
Organism: Mercurialis annua (annual mercury)
Lineage: Eukaryota; Viridiplantae; Streptophyta; Magnoliopsida; Malpighiales; Euphorbiaceae
Product: protein FAR1-RELATED SEQUENCE 5
Exons: 3
Coding region: 368-1123 (251 amino acids)
Source: RefSeq, a predicted model, not a curated record
AUUUCCUAGGAAACAAACAAGUCCCUUAAAAUAAUUUUUUUUUUGCCAGAGCCCUUAAAAUAAAUUGAGAACCUACUUUUCCUUCAAAAAAGAAAAAAUAUUUGUCUCAAUUACGCAUCACCACUACCACCACCACGACGACGUCUGAACCCUAGCCAACCUUGCCGGACACUGAAUCGGUAGAAAUCCCUAACCACCGUCACCCAUGAACCGUCCUAUAUUAAUCUAAACCAAUUAUCGUUUCAUUUACCCUUUUCACUGCCGCUGAUGUAGAGAAAAAAAAAGUAAAAUCUUUUCACAUUUUCCGUCAAUUUUCAAAGUUCCGCUCAGUUUUUAAUUAUUGGUGUGAUCGCUAUCAGUAGCAAAUAUGGAGUUUGGAAUUAAUGGUGAUGCUAAUAGUCUCAUGGUGGAAACUGUUGAGGUGGACAGUAGCAGGGCAGGUGAUGAGAGUGGCAUUGGUGUAAGUUCUUGUGAAGGGGAUUUUCAAGAAGAUGAGGACGAUAAAUUGGAUAUAGAAUUAUUCAACAAGGAUAAAAUCGGAGAUGAAGUUCCGUAUGUAGCUGCGGUUCCUGCAGACGAGCCCUUUGUGGGACAGGAGUUUGAAUCUGAAGCUGCAGCACAUGCAUUUUACAAUGCUUAUGCAACUCGUGCGGGAUUUAUCAUCCGUGUAAGUAAACUCUCCCGGUCAAGGCGUGAUGGAACUGCUAUUGGUAGGGCACUGGUUUGUAACAAAGAAGGCUUUAGAAUGCCUGAUAAGCGUGAAAAAAUUGUAAGACAGCGUGCUGAGACUAGGGUUGGCUGCAGGGCAAUGAUUUUGGUGAGAAAAGUUACCUCUGGUAAAUGGGUUGUAACAAAAUUUGUAAAAGAGCACAGUCAUUCAUUGACACCUGGCAAAGGCCGAAGGGAUUGCAUUUAUGAUCAGUAUCCGAACGAACACGAUAAAAUUCGGGAGCUAUCGCAACAGUUGACUAUAGAGAAAAAGAGAGCGGCGACCUAUAAAAGACAUUUGGAAUUAUUAUUCGAGCAAAUCGAUGAACACAAUGAAAGUUUAUCAAAGAAGAUCCAACACAUAGUACAGAGUGUGAGAGAGAUUGAAAACCAAGAGCAGCAGAACGGUGUAUAGUUCCAGCAAUUUUGUUUCAUUUUUUUUUGGAAGUACAGAAUCCACAGUCGAUAUACAAGAAAGAGCAGCCGAGUAGAGUAGAUGUCGCAUUCUGACUGGCUCUAGUUUGUUAGAUAUCCAGAUAGUUACACAAUGUGAAAAAUGUUGAGGGAUAGCAGAAUUCCUUGGAUAAUUGGUAUAGUAAUGCUCCUAUGUUGGGAGCACAUGGUGAGUAGGAGAUGUGAGGUUUGUGUAUAGUUCUCCUAUCCAUGUCUGCACAGUCGGGCCAAUUUUAUCUUACUCAAGAGGAAGGGGUUAGCUUAAGCUGCAAGGAACCUGAACAGUGCAUUUUAUGCAGAAUCUGGUUUCAGCUUCUGGUUUUGUAUAGGAUGAACAUUUUUUCCUUUUAAGAUAUUGUAUUUAUUUUACCCUUUAAAUUCA